GACCGACUGCAGAGGCCGCGCCGCCUCCCCCGCCCGAGGUCUGCGCGCUCCGCCGCAGGGUGCAGAUCGGGGGCGCCCGCCUGGGUUUGGGGCGCAAGAGCAGAGGUGGAGCCAGGGCGGAGCCAGCGCGCCCCGUCCCCCCUCUUUCCAAUCGAAAGCGAAACGGAGGGCUGGAAAGGAAGGGCGGAGCCGGCCUGGAGGCCCCGCCCCCUGCCCUGAGAGGCAGCUGGACAGACGGGCGCGCCCAGGUAGGGGGGCGCUGAGCGCCCAGUGCGGACCCUCGCGGGGACCGGCGCCGCCACCAUGUCUCAGGAAGGUGUGGAGCUGGAGAAGAGCGUCCGGCGCCUCCGGGAGAAGUUUCAUGGGAAGGUAUCCUCCAAGAAGGCGGGGACUCUGAUGAGGAAGUUUGGCAGCGACCAUACCGGAGUGGGGCGCUCCAUCGUGUACGGGGUAAAGCAGAAAGAUGGACAGGAACUGAGUAAUGACCUGGAUGCCCAGGACCCCCCAGAGGACAUGAAGCAGGACCGGGACAUCCAGGCGGUGGCGACCUCGCUCCUGCCACUAACAGAAGCCAACCUACGCAUGUUCCAACGUGCCCAGGAAGACCUCAUCCCUGCCGUGGACCGGCAGUUCGCCUGCUCCUCCUGUGACCAUGUCUGGUGGCGCCGCGUGCCCCAGCGGAAGGAGGUGUCCAGAUGCAGGAAAUGCCGGAAGCGCUACGAGCCGGUGCCCAGUGAUAAGAUGUGGGGCGUGGCUGAGUUCCACUGCCCGAGAUGUCGGCACAACUUCCGGGGCUGGGCACAGAUGGGGUCCCGGUCCCCCUGCUACGGGUGCGGCUUCCCCGUGGAUCUGACACGGAUCCUCCCUCCACGCUGGGACCGGGACACAGAUCGCCGCAGCACCCACACCCACUCCUGCUCAGCUGAGGACUGCUACAAUCGGCGAGAGCCCCACGUGCCUGGGACGUCCUGCGCACACCCCAAGAGUCGGAAGCAGAACCACCUGCCCAAAGUCCUGCACCCCAGCAACCUCCACAUCAGCAGUGGCUCCACUGUGGCCACCUGCCUGAGCCAGGGGGGCCUCCUGGAAGACCUGGACAACCUCAUUCUGGAGGAUCUGAAGGAGGAGGACGAGGGCGGGCACGGGGAGUGACCCCUGCCAGGUGCAGAUGCAAACCAGACACGGUCUGUGCAUAUUUUGUGUUGUUAUAAAAUACGAGCUCAAACGGA
Delphinapterus leucas (beluga whale) is the source of this 1229-nucleotide messenger RNA. It is a transcript of the gene SHFL, whose product is annotated as shiftless antiviral inhibitor of ribosomal frameshifting. The record is from RefSeq and is a predicted model, not a curated record. Gene Ontology annotation, molecular function: ribosome binding; sequence-specific mRNA binding. Lineage: Eukaryota; Metazoa; Chordata; Mammalia; Artiodactyla; Monodontidae. Gene Ontology annotation, biological process: viral translational frameshifting; innate immune response.